This is a messenger RNA of Bombus huntii, 1493 nucleotides long. RefSeq lists its product as uncharacterized. The transcript has 6 exons. Lineage: Eukaryota; Metazoa; Arthropoda; Insecta; Hymenoptera; Apidae. The record is from RefSeq and is a predicted model, not a curated record. Bases 520 to 1089 code for a protein of 189 amino acids.
CAUUCUUCUUGAAUUUGAUUGAAAAUUUUUGCCAAUUUUAAAGCGAUUCCGACACCUUCACCGCUAGCAGAUAAAACUACGUACCUAUCUGAACAUUUACAUUUUAUCUAUUUUUUUAUAUAAUCGGAAUCUCUAUACCGGAAAUUCUGCCCAAAUUUAAUUUGUCCUGGAAGAGACACGAGGAUACGAAACGUGAUUAAUUCCAUAUUUUCAUAGUUCCAUUUCCCAUUUCCGUAGCAUUCGCGCAUUAAGUUUGAGGUUUAUUGAAUAUAGAAUAGACAUGUCAAUGUUAGAUUUAAAAAUAACGUGUUCAUAUAAAACUGUAAAUAUGGGACGUUCAUACAAAAAAUGUAAAGUACGUAGAGGCAUGUUAUUUUGCCAUUUGGUGCAAUCUCGUAAAAACAAUUUAUGAAGAAAAAUAAAAUAUCCAAAUAAAUGUGACAAAAUUGACAAAGUAUUGUUGAAGGUAUACGUAGUAAGUAUAAUUGAGUAAAUAUGAGCAUUAAAAAAUAAUAAAAAAUGAAAUUGCAGGACCGUAUGUUAAAUAAUACGCGUAGUGAAAAGGUUAAAAGACAACGAAAUAAUUCUAAAGUACCAUGUAGAAUAAUAUCAAUAGUAUCUUUGGAAACAGUUAAAAACCUAUGUGUUCCUAUAAUGGAAGAUUGGAAAGAGGAAAAUGUAGCAACCUAUGUCCCUUGGAAAAGCACUGAGGAUAGAAAUAUUAUACAAAGCUUAGUAGGAGGCACAAAAGCAGAAAGGAAGCAAUAUAGAUUAGCUGAACGACAAGGAAUCCAAAACCUUGAAAAAAGAGGUAUAUUGAAUUCAAACCAAAAAAUCAGCUUUAUAAAUAAAACAUCAAAGAAAGUUGUAGAUAUUACACAAGUUGUGUAUGAUUUGAAAAGAUUAUACCUAAAUAAUUUUAAAAAUAUUGAUAUUAAUACACUGGAGAAUAUUGAUAUUAACAAACUAUCUAUAAGCAACAUUGAUAAAAAGAACAUUUCUGUGGGAAAAGAUGAUAAAGCAGGAGUCAUAGAACAGGAAUUAGUACAAAAAUUCAAAAAAUUGAUGCUUUGUCACUUCACAAAAUAAAUUUUUUAAAACUGGCAAACUAAGAGAAUUUAAUUAAUAGUAUUAUUUACUUUUGUAAGUCACGUUUUCCUAAGACUUUUUAAGAUUAUAAAAUACUAUGAGAUAGGCAUAUAUUUUAUAUUGUUCUUUUAUUAUUUCAAUCAGGUUUAAGAAAGUGCAUAUUUCCUGAGACAUUCUUUAUAUAAAAAUUGCCUUAAUUAUAAAAUUUACAUUUACCAUAUUUGUAUAUUUUACUGUAUGUAUGAUACACAUAUGUACACUUUGGGGACUGAAAUAUGAUAUUGCAACAACUAAACAUUUGAUAUUGAUUUUGUAAUAAUACUGCAUAAUUAAAUGUGUAAUAAUAUGUUAAACAAUAAAAAGAACGAUAAUAAACUAUAAUAGUAUUAUUUAUGUUUACUUUA